Messenger RNA from Zophobas morio, 3890 nucleotides. RefSeq names its product Sarco/endoplasmic reticulum Ca(2+)-ATPase (gene SERCA). Gene Ontology annotation, molecular function: ATP hydrolysis activity; ATP binding; P-type calcium transporter activity. Gene Ontology annotation, biological process: calcium ion transmembrane transport; intracellular calcium ion homeostasis. Bases 166 to 3171 code for a protein of 1001 amino acids. The transcript has 10 exons. Gene Ontology annotation, cellular component: membrane. Lineage: Eukaryota; Metazoa; Arthropoda; Insecta; Coleoptera; Tenebrionidae. The record is from RefSeq and is a predicted model, not a curated record.
GAGUCCGGCGCCCGUUCGUUUAGCAGCUUAGUAUAUACGUGUUGCCGCUUAUCCAUGGGGGCCUAACAACUUCGUGUAGUUUUAAUUUGUUAUUUUAAUUGUUAAACCACAUCAAGUGAUACCACUGGGACCACAAUUGUGAUAGCGAAGUGACUGACAAACACCAUGGAGGACGGACACGCCAAAACGGUGGAUGAAGUAUUAAAUUAUUUUAGUACCGACCCAGAACGGGGGCUCACGCCUGAUCAAGUCAAAAGGAAUCAGGAGAAAUAUGGACCUAACGAACUUCCAGCGGAAGAAGGAAAGUCCAUAUGGCAAUUAGUUUUAGAACAGUUCGAUGAUUUACUAGUCAAGAUUUUAUUGUUGGCCGCCAUCAUUUCAUUCGUUCUCGCCUUGUUUGAAGAGCACGAUGGAGCAUUCAGCGCAUUCGUAGAACCUUUCGUCAUUCUUCUCAUUCUUAUUGCUAAUGCUGUCGUCGGUGUAUGGCAGGAAAGAAAUGCCGAAUCCGCCAUCGAAGCCCUCAAAGAAUACGAGCCCGAGAUGGGCAAAGUGGUACGAGGGGAUAAAUCCGGCGUCCAGAAAAUCCGGGCGAAAGAAAUCGUGCCAGGCGACAUCGUUGAAGUCUCCGUGGGUGACAAAAUCCCCGCCGACAUCCGUCUAACGAAAAUCUUCUCCACGACGUUGCGUAUCGAUCAGUCAAUCUUGACCGGUGAAUCCGUUUCCGUGAUCAAACACACCGAUCCCGUUCCAGACCCGCGAGCCGUCAACCAGGACAAAAAGAACAUCCUCUUCUCAGGUACUAACGUCGCCGCCGGCAAGGCGCGCGGCGUCGUCAUCGGUACCGGCCUGGCCACCGCCAUCGGUAAAAUCCGUACCGAGAUGUCCGAAACCGAAGAAAUCAAGACACCCCUGCAACAAAAACUCGACGAGUUCGGCGAACAACUGUCGAAGGUCAUUUCCGUGAUCUGCGUCGCUGUAUGGGCCAUCAACAUCGGUCACUUCAACGAUCCCGCCCACGGCGGUUCCUGGAUCAAGGGUGCCGUUUAUUACUUCAAAAUCGCCGUCGCCUUGGCCGUAGCCGCCAUCCCGGAGGGUCUCCCGGCCGUCAUCACCACUUGUCUGGCUUUGGGUACCCGCCGUAUGGCCAAGAAGAACGCCAUCGUCAGGUCUCUUCCAUCUGUAGAGACCCUAGGCUGCACCUCCGUCAUCUGCUCAGACAAAACCGGCACUUUGACCACCAACCAGAUGUCCGUCUCGCGUAUGUUCGUCUUCGAAAAGAUCGAAGGUAACGACAGCAGCUUCCACGAGUUCGAGAUCACCGGCUCCACCUACGAACCCAUCGGUGAGGUCUUCUCCAAAGGCCAGAAAGUCAAAUGCGCCGAAUACGACGGUCUGCACGAGUUGGGCGUGAUCUGCAUCAUGUGCAAUGACUCGGCUAUCGAUUUCAACGAGUUCAAACAGGCUUUCGAGAAGGUAGGCGAAGCCACUGAGACCGCCCUCAUCGUGCUGGCCGAGAAGAUGAAUCCCUUCAACGUUACCAAAUCCGGAGAUCGUCGCCAAACCGCCAUCUGCGUCCGCCAAGACAUCGAAACCAAAUGGAAGAAGGAGUUCACUCUCGAAUUCUCCCGCGAUCGCAAAUCCAUGUCUUCGUACUGCGUUCCUCUCAAACCCUCGCGAUUGGGUAAUGGUCCUAAGCUCUUCGUCAAAGGCGCUCCUGAGGGCGUUCUGGACAGGUGCACACACGCCCGCGUCGGCACCCAGAAAGUUCCUCUCACUAACGCUCUGAAGAACCGCAUCUUGGAUCUGACCAGGGUAUACGGCACCGGUCGUGACACCCUCCGUUGUCUUGCCCUCGCCACCGGCGACAACCCACUCAAACCCGAAGAAAUGGACUUGGGCGACUCCACCAAAUUCUACACUUAUGAAGUCAAUCUCACUUUCGUCGGCGUCGUAGGCAUGUUGGAUCCUCCCCGCAAGGAAGUCUUGAACUCCAUCGCCGAGUGCCGCGCUGCCGGUAUCCGUGUCAUCGUCAUCACCGGCGACAACAAAGCCACCGCUGAGGCUAUCUGCAGACGUAUUGGCGUGUUCACCGAAGAAGAAGAUACCACCGGCAAAUCCUACUCCGGCCGCGAAUUCGACGACUUGAGCCCAUCUGAUCAAAGAGCCGCCUGUGCCCGCUCCAGGCUCUUCUCCCGCGUAGAACCUUCCCACAAGUCCAAGAUCGUUGAGUACUUGCAAAGCAUGAACGAGAUCUCCGCCAUGACUGGUGACGGUGUGAAUGACGCGCCAGCUUUGAAGAAGGCCGAAAUUGGUAUUGCCAUGGGUUCCGGAACCGCCGUCGCCAAAUCUGCCUCCGAGAUGGUGCUCGCCGACGAUAACUUCUCGUCUAUCGUAGCUGCCGUUGAAGAAGGUCGCGCCAUCUACAACAACAUGAAGCAGUUCAUCCGGUACCUGAUUUCCUCGAAUAUUGGUGAAGUCGUGUCUAUUUUCUUGACUGCCGCUCUUGGGCUUCCCGAGGCUUUGAUCCCCGUACAACUGCUGUGGGUCAACUUGGUCACUGACGGUCUCCCGGCUACCGCUUUGGGUUUCAAUCCUCCUGAUCUCGACAUCAUGGCUAAGCCACCCAGGAAGGCCGAUGAAUCUCUUAUUUCGGGAUGGUUGUUCUUUAGGUACCUCGCUAUUGGUGGAUAUGUAGGUGCUGCGACUGUUGGAGCUGCUGCAUGGUGGUUCAUGUAUAGUCCAGAGGGGCCACAACUUACUUACUAUCAAUUGACGCAUCACUUGCAAUGCAUCAGCGGAGGACCCGAAUUCAAGGGCGUCGACUGCAAAGUUUUCAACGAUCCUCAUCCCAUGACCAUGGCUCUCUCCGUACUUGUAACAAUUGAAAUGUUGAACGCAAUGAACAGCUUGUCUGAGAACCAGUCCUUGAUCGUUAUGCCUCCAUGGUCCAACUGGUGGUUGCUGGGCUCCAUGGCUCUUUCUUUCACCCUUCACUUCGUUAUCCUGUACAUUGAAGUCUUAUCCGCUGUGUUCCAAGUGACUCCUUUGAAUGUAGACGAAUGGAUAACUGUAAUGAAAUUCUCAAUUCCAGUAGUAUUACUUGAUGAAACGCUCAAAUUUGUUGCAAGAAAGAUCACAGACGUUGGCGAAGCUGUAGUAGAUAAGUGGUAAACUGACUCUUCAAACGACCGAUCAUCACGCUUUUUUUUAUUAUAUUUAUAGAAUAAUUUACUUUAGAAGACUUGCAGCUAUUUAUUUUUUCACCUAACUCGAUUAAUGAUUAUUUUGCUAUUGUAGAUUUGCAUGCUGACUUGAAAGACACGAGGUACUUUAGUUUAUAAUUUCUGUAAGCUUUAUUUGCAUAUGUUACUAAAAUCAUCUUGUGUUGUUUUUUUCGACAAUCAUCCACCUUUUGUCUUCCCGGAGACCUGUGAUGGUGUUAGAGGCGCAUUAGAAACUAAUUAACGAAACAAUGUACAUAAAAUAAUAUAUUUAAGAGAAUUUCAAGAUUGUUAUCUAUUAAUUUUUGUGAGCGAAGCUCGUUUUCUGAGCUUUGUUAUCCUCGUGAACUAUUAACAGACGAGAUCAGCACCGACCGGGAUCAUUUAGACAAUGAGAGGAGGAUUUAGCCUUCUCGACUUCCCCUGAGUGUUGUCACUUUUAAUUUGAAAAAAUGAAAAACUUCGUUAGAGUUUAGUUCACGUUUCGCCACGUGUGUCUCAUCUUUUUUCAUUUGUGUGGUUCGGUUCGAGCUGGUCUCGACUGAGGGGGGGGGCUGCGCUGGUUCCGGCAGCCCCAUUGUAUAGUUCGACAUUUUAAUUCACAUCAGUUUUGUAAACAGGAUAUUUGUGUAAAUAAAGUGAUGGCUUUCAGGCUAUCUUAACAUAAAA